GUUAUAGAAUUAAAUAAGUCAAUAAAUUUUUUGUUUUGUCUUUUGAAGCCGUGAAACCCAUGUAACACCUUAAGAGCUAGUUCUUUUCGACAGAACUACCUGCUUCAUCACUUUGUCUGAAGCACAUAGCGAAUGACAGCAAAAAAAACCUAAGGUUAUGAAAAUUUUAAUACGAAUGAGCGGGCACAAAUGUAGCUUGAUUCGGAAACGAAGCCGACUGUGUCAAAUCUCCGCAUGGCUAAGCAAUGCAUAAGCCGUAUCUUUUCUUAUAUCAGUCAAAAAUUUUCAAAUAUUUCUCAUUGUGCAUUCAGCGCUCAACAACCGUCUACCGUGCUCCAUACUCACAAACCGUUUGCACGCACUUGAAAACUUUUGAAGUUGCUAUUAAUUUACACUGCAAGAGCUUGCAAAAAAUUCGCCAAAAUUAUGACCGACACAACAUCCAGUACCGUGCAGCAGGUAGCAGACAUUGCAGUGCUACGUCGAACAGAAGCGACGGUUGAGCCAGCAGUGCGCACUGUACAGGCCACCAAAUAUCUUUUCAAAGGAUUUCGCGUGCUGGGCAUUUACAUGCCUGAGCGCCGCAAAUGGCUUUACGCGCUUUACUCACUCAUACCGAAUAUGCUGGUCACCAUUUGGCUGCCGCUAUCGUUCGUCUUCAGUUAUGCAACCAUGUCCACGGCAGAUCUGGUGCCGAGCAGCUUGCUCACCUCCAUUCAAGUGGCCAUAAACGUGAUUGGUUGUUCGGUGAAAAUAGUGGUCAUGGCUUUUCUGCUGCCAAAAUUGCGCACCGCAAACGUUUAUAUGGAACGUUUGGAUGCGCGCUGUCGCGUUGAAGAAGAAAUCGCUGAGCUGCGAAAAAUUGUACAGCAGGGUAAUCGUUUCGUCGUACUCUUCGCCAUAUCCUACUGGAGUUAUGCGUCGAGCACAUUUCUCGGCUCGGUGAUUUUCGGACGACCGCCUUAUGCAUUGUACAAUCCCAUUAUUGACUGGCGCAAGUCAAAGCUGGAGUUCAUAGCAGCAUCUCUCAUGGAAUUCGCGCUUAUGGAUGUCGCCUGCUUCCAACAGGUGGUGGACGACUCUUAUGCCGUCAUUUAUGUGUGCAUACUGCGUACGCACAUGCAUAUUUUAUUGAUGCGCCUCAAGAGGUUGGCCACCGGUGAUGAAACGAAUUUAAAGGCGAAUUUAGAAGAGCUGAAGCUUUGUAUCAUUGAUCAUAAGAACCUGCUAGGGCUCUACGACGUUGUGGCUCCCAUAAUUUCCGUUACAAUCUUCAUACAAUUCAUGAUCACCGCUAGCAUACUGAGCGCCACGCUCAUCAACAUCUUCAUAUUCGCCGAUCAGCUGUCGGCACAGAUCGCAUGCUGUUUCUACAUACUGGCUGUCGUUGUUGAGAUAUUUCCGCUAUGCUACUAUGCGCAGUGUCUCAUGGACGACAGCGAACGCUUGUCGCAGCAGAUAUUUCACGCCAAUUGGAUCGCACAGGAUGCGCGCUUUAGGAAACUGCUGGUUUUCUUCAUGCAGCGCACGCAACGUGUUCUGGAACUCAAUGCGGGCAAAAUAUUCCCCAUAACGCUGGGCAGCUUUCUCAAUAUCGCAAAAUUCUCGUUCUCAUUGUACACGCUGAUCAAGAAAAUGGGUAUCAGAGAGCGCUUGGGACUGGAGUAGCGUCGUGCAAAGUAGGAAGUAUGUGUCAUUUCAAAUACAAUGAAUGAAAACACUGUUA
Molecule: messenger RNA, 1726 nt
Organism: Bactrocera oleae (olive fruit fly)
Lineage: Eukaryota; Metazoa; Arthropoda; Insecta; Diptera; Tephritidae
Product: odorant receptor 7a
Biological process (GO): sensory perception of smell; detection of chemical stimulus involved in sensory perception of smell
Cellular component (GO): plasma membrane
Molecular function (GO): odorant binding; olfactory receptor activity
Source: RefSeq, a predicted model, not a curated record